Messenger RNA from Candidula unifasciata, 831 nucleotides. The record is from the annotation of a GenBank genome assembly. Lineage: Eukaryota; Metazoa; Mollusca; Gastropoda; Stylommatophora; Geomitridae.
AUGGUUAGUUUAUCCAACGAUAGACUUCAUUCGGGGGGUUACUUUGGAUUUUCAGAUGAUCACGCAGCCAACUCCGAUGAUGAUCUUAUUGUGGAUCACAUAGAGCUUGUGUCAGGGCCAGAAAUCACCCACCGACCAAUGAACAUUUCCUGGGCAAUCAUAUUGACAGAUAUUAUUUAUGUUGGACUUGUAAUAUCUGCUUACCUAAUCCCAGUUCAGUGUGAUGAUACAGACGGAGCAUGCGGUGAAGAUCCCUUGUCAUUAACUAUGUACAUUCAUGGUGGGAUGUGGUUCAUUCUGUUUGCUGUUGACAGAUAUCUUCAACACAAGCAUGAUCAAAGUCGCCUUUAUGGUUAUCUGGACUUCUACAGGCAGACCAGAAACCUGCGCCGAAUGCCGCUGUUUAUAAAUUCUUGUGCCAAUGCUUUGCUAGUGAUAGUGAUGAGAGUCUUGGACAGUCAUUGCGAUUCCAAGGGAAACUGCAAAUUUCUCAACAAAACCCACUACAUCCAGAUCUUGAUCAGUUUUGAGUGCAUGCUAGCUCUUGUUAUACUGUUAGUGUAUCUAGUCCACGUUAUGAAGUUCAACUUCAAGAAAGCUUUGCCAGACAUUACACUGACUGGACUCACUGCAAGUUAUGAGAGCUUGUAUUUAUCCUCGGAUGUUGGUCUCAGAAAUGCUAGUGGUUACUGCUACGAAGUUAUGGAGAAACAAGCAGACAUGAUCCGGUAUUUACAACAACACACUGAGAUGCUGGCCAGGAGAAAUCUGACACUGACAGAUGAGGUCAACAGGUUAAAGAGUCUAAGGCAAAAUGGACCAAUUCAGUGA